Molecule: messenger RNA, 665 nt
Organism: Strongylus vulgaris
Lineage: Eukaryota; Metazoa; Nematoda; Chromadorea; Rhabditida; Strongylidae
Source: the annotation of a GenBank genome assembly
AUGCAAAAAAAACUUUACAAAAUUGGUAUUAAUGAAAUAAUCACUGCACCUGGACCUAGUUUGAUAUACCGUACGAUUGGCGGUAACCUUGACCUCUACUUCUUCCCUGGUCCUACUCCAGAAGAGGUCACACAGCAGUACUUAGCAUUAAUUGGAACUCCAACUCUACCGGCUUAUUGGAGUUUUGGGUUCCAGAUUUCUCGAUGGGGCUAUGAGAGCUUUGAAGAAAUGAAGGAAAAAGUGGAAAGAAAUAUAAAAGCUGGGAUUCCUUUUGAUACGGUUGUUGGUGACAUAGAUUAUAUGGACAGAUACAAAGACUUCUCAAUUGGGGAGGGCUGGAAGGAAUUCCCAGCAUAUGUGGAAAACUUGCACAGUCGAGGAAUGCGAGUAGUACUGAUGUUUGAUCCAGCUGUUCAGGUUGAUUAUGAUCCUUUCGAAAGGGCUAUGCAGGCACAAGCCAAAUUCGUAGAAUGGGAACGUUACGAUCAGGUGAAGGCAUCCAUAAACAGCCUGUAUCCAUUAGUGAAUGGAACGAAAAUUAUGUUGGGUGUUGUGUGGCCGGACCGUCAUACUGCAUUCCCUGAUUUCCUCGAUCCCAGCGGUAAAACUGCUAGCUGGUGGAUUGACGAGUUAGUCCGAUUCAGACAGCAAGUAGGUUUUUAAAA